Molecule: messenger RNA, 1222 nt
Organism: Argiope bruennichi
Lineage: Eukaryota; Metazoa; Arthropoda; Arachnida; Araneae; Araneidae
Product: 4-hydroxy-2-oxoglutarate aldolase, mitochondrial-like
Exons: 7
Coding region: 59-1072 (337 amino acids)
Biological process (GO): N-acetylneuraminate catabolic process
Molecular function (GO): 4-hydroxy-tetrahydrodipicolinate synthase activity; N-acetylneuraminate lyase activity
Source: RefSeq, a predicted model, not a curated record
UUGUUUUGUUUACAUAUAGUAGUGUUUUGUUUACAUAUUGUAGUACUGAUAAAUUGAAAUGUUUCGUCAAUUUAGAAAAUGCAAUGCAUUAGAAUUCGGUAUUUGCAAGCCUAUCUUAAAUCGUUUGAUUUCAAAGGAAUUUCAAAAUAGUUUAAUUAAACGAUUGUCCACUUUAAAUUCUUCGUUGGAUAUAUCUGGCAUAUAUCCCCCUAUUAUCACUAAUUUUGAUAGUGAUGGAAACAUAGAUUUUAAAAAAUUGUUGCUGAAUUUAGAAAAAUGGAAAUCGAUUCCAUUUAAAGGUUAUGUAGUUCUAGGAUCAACUGGAGAAUUUGUAUCUCUCAGUGAGGAUGAAAAAGUUAAAUUAGUGAAAUGCAUAAAAGAUUCCAGUACUUCUGAUAAACUCAUUCUUGCUGGUUCAGGAUGUGAAUCUACUGCUCAUACUAUUGAAUUAACAAACAAAAUGGCUAGUGUUGGUGCAAAUGCUGCGCUUGUUGUGUCUCCCUGUUUUUAUAAAGGCAGGAUGACUGAGGAUAUUCUUUAUGACCACUACCAAAAAGUAGCUGAUUCUAGUGAAAUACCUAUUAUUUUGUACAGUGUGCCACCUAACACAAGUAUAGAUUUAACUGCUUCAUUGGUUGCCAAACUUGCAGAUCAUCCUAACAUAAUUGGGCUUAAAGAUAGUGGUGGAGAUAUUACAAAAAUUGGUUUGAUUGUGCAUAAAACAAAAGGCAAGAACUUUCAAGUUUUGGCAGGAUCUGCAGGAUUUUUGUAUCCAGCUUUAUGUGUAGGGUGUGUUGGAGGAGUUUUAGCACUGGCGAAUCCUCUUGGAAAACCACUUUGUGAUCUUUAUCAACAUGCUUUACAAGGAAACCAUGAUGCAGCUCGUAGUCUUCAACAUAGAGUUAUUGAACCAAAUUUGUGUGUUACAAAAUUGUUUGGAAUUCCUGGUGUUAAAGCUGCAAUGGAUAUCAUGGGUUAUCAUGGAGGCUUGUGCCGUUCCCCAUUGAAAGCACUUUCAUCUCAUGAAAAAGAAAAGCUGAAAAAGGAUUUUAAGGCAAAUGGAUUUUUGUAAUCUCCAAAGUUUAUACCAAAUAUUUUCCUAUAUACAUGUAUGCCAAUAUUGUUGUUCCUUAUAUAUUUUUAUAUUCAGCCAAAUUUUUAUAUCCGUAUUUUUUAUUACAUUUUUACAUUUAAAUAAAUUUAUAUUCUUGUUGCAUUUCAA